Morus notabilis is the source of this 3030-nucleotide messenger RNA. Its product is annotated as pentatricopeptide repeat-containing protein At5g01110. Lineage: Eukaryota; Viridiplantae; Streptophyta; Magnoliopsida; Rosales; Moraceae. Gene Ontology annotation, molecular function: protein binding. The record is from RefSeq and is a predicted model, not a curated record.
UUUCAAACGGAACUUGGAAGAAACUCUCUAAACCCAAACCCUUCCAUCAUCUUAACACCCAUUCUCACUAAGAAGCAGAAACAAUGGCCGCAAAAAGGGAACUUUCUCAAAAGCCCAUCCUCAGAACUCUCACAACUUUAGAACUCUGAGUUUUCGGGGUCGUCUCUUCUUCUUCUCCUAAAAAAACCCAGCAAUUUUAAUGGCAACGUCAUCUCUUUUUGUACUCAGAUUAUCUCUAAUUCCCUCUCCUAAUCACUUUUUUCCACCUUCAAACCUUCACAAAAUCUUUCAACUUUCUUCACCAUUUCUCACCUUUCGUACCUCUACUUUCGGCUUCAAGCGCCUAAUUCCACUGGCAGCAGCAUCAGCUUCGUUUAGUGCUGGAAGUGGUUGUCUUGGAACUCUUCAAAUUCAAGAAGCCUACAGAUGCCCCAACAAGGAACCAGUUUCAUCAGAUUCUAUAUCCGAUUCUUUCCUUUCUGAGAAAAUCUUACUGGGUUUAAAGCAAGGUAACCUGAUCUCCGUGCAUAACUAUAUAUAUCGAAUAAACCCAUUAGUUGUAGUCGAGGUUCUUAGCUGCUGUGAAAAUUUGCAACUGAGUGUGAAGUUUGUUGAUUUAAUUUUGUUGAAUUGUCCGCACAUUAGGCAUUCUUCACAGUCCUUGAGUGUGAUGAUUCAUGUUUUGGUGCGUGGUCGGAGGUUAUCAGAAGCACAAGUUUUGGUACUUAGAAUGGUGAGGAGGAGUGGCAUUUCGAGAUUCGAUGUUGUUGAGUCUUUGGUCUCAACGUAUCAUAGCGGUUGUGGCUCGAACACUUUGGUGUUUGAUUUGUUGGUUAGGACUUAUGUGCAAGCUAAGAAGUUAAGAGAAGGGUCUGAGGUGUUUCAAAUGUUGAGAAGCAAAGGAUUUAGUGUUUCGAUAAAUGCUUGUAAUAGUCUUCUUGGAGGGCUUGUGAAGGUUGGGUGGGUUGAUUUGGCUUGGGAAGUAUAUUGGGAAGUUGUUAGAAGUGGGAUUGAUUUGAAUGUUUAUACACUUAACAUCAUGGUCAAUGCGCUGUGUAAAGAUGGCAAAGUCGAUCGUGUCAAGUUGUUCUUAUCGGACAUGGAAGAGAAAGGAAUUUUUCCGGAUAUCGUGACCUACAAUACAUUGAUCAAUGCCUAUUGUCGCCAAGGGCUUUUGGAAGAAGCUUUUCGUUUAGUAAACUUAAUGUCGUGUAAGGGGCUAAGACCUGGACUGUUUACUUACAAUACUAUAAUAAAUGGAUUGUGUAAGGCAGGAAAUUGCGCAAGAGCAAAGGAAGUCUUGGAUGAGAUGUUGUGGCUUGGGUUGAAUCCUGAUACUACUACAUACAAUGCAUUGCUUUCUGAGAGUUGUAGAACAAAUAAUAUUGUAGAGGCUGAGGCGAUUUUCCGUGAAAUGUCAAGUAGAGGUGUUUAUCAUGAUCUGAUUAGCUUUAGUGCGCUGAUUGGCAUGUUCGCAAGGAAUGGACAUGUUGACCGGGCUUGGUAUUUUAAAAGUCUGAAAAGGGAAGGAUUGGUUCCAGACAAUGUGGUCUAUACCAUCCUUAUAGAUGGAUAUUGUAAAAAGGGUAUGAUGUCAGAGGCAUUAAAGAUGAGGGAUGAAAUGCUAGAGCAAGGUUGUGUUGUGGAUGUGGUUACAUACAACAGUAUUAUGAAUGGAUUGUGUAGAGACAUGAUGCUUGCUGAUGCAGACAUGCUGUUUAAUGAGAUGGUGGAAAGGGGUGUUGUUCCUGAUUUUUAUACUUUCACACUCAUUCACGGAUAUUGUAAGAAUGGGAAGAUGAGUAGAGCACUCGAUUUAUUCCGGACAAUGAUUGAAAGAAAUCUCAAGCCUGAUGUUGUGACAUACAAUACGUUGAUUGAUGGGUUUUGCAAAGCAGGUGAAAUAGAGAAAGCUAAGGAGUUAUGGGGAGAUAUGAUCUCUAGAAAUAUAUUUCCUAAUCACGUUUCAUAUUGCAUUCUAAUAAAUGGGUGCUGUAGCAUGGGACAUGUAUCCGAGGCAUUCAGAUUGUGGGACCAGAUGGUGGAAGGUGGCAUAAAUCCUACUCUUGUGACUUGUAACACGGUCAUAAAGGGUUACUGCCGAUCUGGCGAUGCUGCAAAGGCAGAUGAAUUCUUGGGCAAAAUGAUUUCUCGAGGAGUUGUUCCUGACAGCAUUACAUACAACACUUUGAUCAACGGAUUUAUUGGAGAAGAUAAUCUGGACAAAGCUUUUGUUUGCAUUAGUAACAUGGAAGAUCGAGGGUUGGUGCCGGAUGUUAUUACUUACAAUGUAAUUCUAAAUGGGUUCUCUAAACAGGGUAGAAUGCAAGAGGCCGAGCUAGUACUUCGGAGGAUGAUUAAAAGAGGUGUAAAUCCUGAUAGAUCUACUUAUACAUCAUUGAUAAAUGGACAUGUAUCCCAGGACAACUUGAAGGAAGCAUUUCGUUUCCAUGAUGAAAUGCUGCAAAGGGGGUUUAUACCGGAUGAUAAAUUUUAACUUUCUGCUUUUGUGGCUGAAGGAAUUUUGAAGAAAAUGCUGCAGCAUUCUGUUACAGCAAAAUUAGCAGCUGUCAGGUUUGUGGAUGACAUCAGCACAUGUCAUUGUGAGGAAAAAUAUGAAAGUACAUAAGGAAGAAUGCUGUGCACAUGUCAUCGCUGCCCAAACCACUCACAAAGUGAAACCUCGGCGUCCUUUUUUGGUGCCCUAGAGAAGAGUACAUGACAGCCUUAAGAAAAGCGCCGCUAAGAGGAAGAAAGAGGCGGGGUACCCAGAGAAAAAGGGUUGGAAGCUCCCAACCCAGAGAGCUCUGCAUAGAGCCCAAAACCAAAGAAAAGAAGAGAGGAAAUAAGGCUUUUUCAAGCCAAAUUAAGAAAAAAAGAGAAAAAGAUCCGGACAGAAAGAGGGAGGCAAGAACCAGACGAGAGAACCGAAAAAAAGCAAGAACCAGAAAGGGAAAUAGAAGGAGGAAAGUACCAGAGAAGAAGAGAAGCAGAGAGCUGCUUGAAGGCUACCCGGAGAAAGAGGAGGAA